GACCUCGACUUUCAAGCCCAUCAUCAAGCUUUUCAGCACCAGUCGUCGCCAUGGGUAUCGAUCUCGACCGCCACCACGUCAAGGGCACUCACCGCAAGGCCCCCAAGAGCGACAAUGUCUACUUGAAGCUCUUGGUCAAGCUUUACCGCUUCCUGGCCCGCCGAACCGAUGCCGCCUUCAACAAGGUUAUCCUUCGACGACUCUUCAUGUCCAAGAUUAACCGCCCUCCCGUUUCCCUGUCCCGAAUUGUUUCCAACAUCAACAAGGAGGGCGAGAAGCGCACCGUCGUCAUUGUCGGCACCGUCACCGAUGACAACAGACUUCUGUCUUUCCCCAAGACUACCGUCGCCGCUCUUCGAUUCACCGCCACUGCUCGUGCCCGAAUUGCCGCUGCCGGUGGUGAGGCUAUCACCCUUGAUCAGCUCGCUCUCCGCGCCCCUACCGGAAGCAACACCCUGAUCCUCCGUGGACCCAAGAACAGCCGUGAGGCCGUCAAGCACUUCGGCAUGGGCCCCCACAAGCACAAGAAACCCUUCGUCGAGUCCAAGGGACGCAAGUUCGAGCGCGCUCGUGGUCGCAGACGCUCACGUGGUUUCAAGGUCUAAAUUAUGCUGGGAAAAUUGGGCGAGCAUCGGGAUGGAGGUGUUAUUUAUCUCCAGUUUGGUUUUAUUUACGGGACCUAAAGGGAUGGCGUGACUUGAUAUCAUUCAAAGUUAAAAAAUUUCGUGCCUACAAAUGGCCAAUUGACGACCAGCUUGACCAAUUUAUCGUAGCGCUAAAUGUGAUGGUUAAAUGCGUCCA
This is a messenger RNA of Trichoderma atroviride IMI 206040, 801 nucleotides long. Its product is annotated as 60S ribosomal protein eL18. The record is from RefSeq and is a predicted model, not a curated record. Gene Ontology annotation, molecular function: RNA binding; structural constituent of ribosome. NCBI's taxonomy places the organism in Eukaryota, Fungi, Ascomycota, Sordariomycetes, Hypocreales, Hypocreaceae. Gene Ontology annotation, cellular component: ribosome; cytosolic large ribosomal subunit. Gene Ontology annotation, biological process: translation.